AAGGCCUUUUUAGGGUUGUAUUUCCUAAUAUAAUAAAUAUAAAUAAUAUAUUUUAAAGAGUUGCAAAAAUAAUAAAAAAAUCAUUUGUAAAAAAAAAUCGUGUCGUCAUAAACAAAUUGGAAAGACAGAACCAAAUCCAACAGUUAUUCUCUGCAAAUCAAACCGAACAUUAAAGUUUAUUGUCACUCGCCUUAAUGGAACUCCUCGAAUAUCUUAGAUAUAGUAAUUUUUGGUGGUCGUUUUGGUGGCUCCUCAUAGAACCGCAUAUGAAAAUAUCCGAUAUGCCGAAAACCACGACGAUUAAGGAUGCAAUAAAGAAAUGGGAAGAGGCAAAUAAGAAAAAAAUAUCUGAGGCAAAAGCAGUGGGUUUUCAGUUUCAGUGGCCCCCUAUUGACCGAAUGGACAACUCAUUGUCAGCUCUGGUCAACUGCUGUAUUUUAAGCCUGUCAGCAAACAUGAUUGAGAAAAUUGCGGGGGUCAGUUCCUUGAAAAACUUGAGAAUCUUGUCACUUAGCAAGAAUUAUAUAAAAUCGUUUUCCGGACUGGAAGCUUUAGGAGACACAUUAGAACAACUAUGGUUGUCAUACAACUUCAUCGAAAAACUGAGAGGUGCGCAAGUGUUAAGAAAACUGAAAGUGCUCCACAUAAAUAACAACUUGAUCAAGGAAUGGUCGGAAUUCAUGAAGCUAACCGAACUAUCCCAUUUAGAGGAGCUGUCGUUUUUCGGCAAUCCUUUGUACGAGAAUUACGAAGAAUCGGCGUGGGAAGCGGAAGUGACCAAAAGGCUACCAAAUCUGAAAAUAUUAGACUUUGAGUCACUAACAAAAGUGUGAAAAUUAUUUGUUUAUUAUUUUUACUUUAUUAUUCCUUAUUUAUGUUUCAAUAAAUCUUUGUAUGUCAAAACGUUUCAU
Aethina tumida (small hive beetle) is the source of this 911-nucleotide messenger RNA. RefSeq names its product dynein axonemal light chain 1-like. Gene Ontology annotation, molecular function: protein kinase binding. Gene Ontology annotation, cellular component: cytoplasm. Lineage: Eukaryota; Metazoa; Arthropoda; Insecta; Coleoptera; Nitidulidae. The coding region runs from base 195 to 833 and encodes 212 amino acids. The record is from RefSeq and is a predicted model, not a curated record. The transcript has 5 exons.